AUGCGAGCAGAGGACGGGGCGAAGAGGCGCCCGGCCCCAGCAACGUCCCUCCCGUGGGGCUGUCCGCGGGCCAGGGAGCUCCUGCUCGGCCUGUAUUGUCUCCGAAGCCCGGGGGGAAAGGAGGAAAAGCGUAGUGACGGUCUAUUGCGGCUGCUGUGCAGCAAAGAAACCAGGAAAGGUGGACACGCCUUCCACAGGCACCAGCACCCGCCUCCACUAGAAAACCCCUACCUCCCCAGCAGGGAAACCGUAACCACGGUCCACUCGGGCUUUGCCCCAAGCCCCUCCCCUCCCCUCCCCCGGGCGCUGCCGAGGGAGACGCACAGGAAGGGGCGGGGCUAUGAGCACCGCGUCGCCCGCGAAUCUCGCGAGAGUCAUAGAGAGCGGAAGUGGAGUCAGUGCAGGAUGAGGUUCCUGGUUGCUUUGGUGCUUGUGACCGUCGCAGCGGCGGGAGUCGCGCCGGGCACUCCCUCGUCAGCCGACGAAAAGCUGUCUCCCAUUCCGGAGAAAAGAGAGACUCCGGAGAAAAAUCAGUCUCGUACAGAAGGAGACUCCAGCCAGCCCGCCUCGAGCCAGCGGCUUCAAGGAGAAGAUUCCCUCAGACUCGCUGAGGGACAGCAGUCCACGAACGACAGCUCUAACAAGCCAGAUCAGAAGGGGCAGCCCCCGAACAAUGGCUCUGGCACGCUGCGUCAGGAGAAGCAGCCCCCGAACAAUGGCUCUGGCACGCUGGCUCAGGAGAAGCAGCCCCCGAACAAUGGCUCUGGCACGCUGGGUCAGGAGGGGCAGUCUGUGGAAGACCACCCGGUCUCCAACCCCUCUGAUAACAAAGAGUCCACCAAGCCUGAUUUAAACACGCCAGGCGACAACGGAGAGACUUCACAUGCUUCCAAAACUGAAUCUGGGGAGACAGUAUUAGUGGACUCCCACUCCGCUUAUCCCCAGCAGGAGGGAGAAGGUAAGCCUUCAGAGCUUGCUGAAGAAGUGGAGCCCAAGGAGGCUGACGAAGGUGAUACGGAGCCUGAAGAAGGUUCACCACCCAAAGAAGAGAAAGAAAUGCCCAGCCUUGCCGCCAGUGAGAACCGUGAAGGGGUCCUUUCGGAUUCCAUGCGUGGGGAGAAGGAUGAUGUUUAUAAGGACAGUCUUGGAAGUGCCAGUGCAGAGAGCAGCCACUUCUUUGCAUAUCUGGUGACUGCAGCCAUUCUUGUUGCUGUCCUCUAUAUUGCCUAUCACAACAAGCGGAAGAUUAUUGCUUUUGUCCUGGAAGGAAAAAGAUCCAAAGUUGCUCGCCGGCCAAAGGCCAGUGACUACCAGCGUUUGGACCAGAAGAUUUGAUUUUUCUGUUCUUGAGAACCUUGUCCUCCCUGCUGAUUUGUUUCUAAAUCAAGAGAAAUGAAGAGAAAAGUACUGUGACCUAAGAGACACCCCUCCUCUAGGGUUUGGUGGCGAGUCUGGACUGGUAGAGGUGGGGGAAUUGCUUUGGGUUUUUUGCACCUGCACUUUGGUGACCUUGUACUCCUGUGUUCCUUUUAUUUAUGCUGGUGUCUUCCAUCCUUUCCCCCUCUGAGUGUGGGUAGAGGGAGCAUGUGGGAACCCAGCAAUGACCAAAGGGAGAUCCCAGCCCUGGGCAGGCUACUGCUGCUGACUUCCCUCCCUUGGGCCUUGGCUCUGUAGUAAAGUUACCCCUUGAAAAUAGCCUUGUGCUUGCCACGAUUUAUGUUCACAGACCUAGGAGAAAACUCUGCAGGUUGAGGUGCUUUUCUACCAAGGCCUCUAACUUCGAUGGGAUGUGCCCUAUAAAAGAUGGAGAAGAUGCUGACUGCUGAGGGGCAAAGGGCUACUUUGAACCCAUAAUUCUCUUCAAAGGCCACAGCAGCAAACCAAAACAGCAGCUUAAAAAAAGUGUUUUAUUGCCUGCAAGUCUAACCUGUCUAGCAUAAGUUCUUCACAUUUUUCUGAUAUUUUCAUAUUGCUUAAGACAAAGUGAAUCAACUUCCAUUUGAUUGAACCGAGCAUAAAACUGAACUUGAGGAUUUGGGGAGUAAAGCUGUAAAGCCACUGAUUCUGUUGCAGAUUUUUUAAAAAUAUAGUUAUUAUUAUUGAAA
Molecule: messenger RNA, 2105 nt
Organism: Diceros bicornis minor
Lineage: Eukaryota; Metazoa; Chordata; Mammalia; Perissodactyla; Rhinocerotidae
Gene: TGOLN2
Product: trans-golgi network protein 2
Exons: 4
Coding region: 1-1335 (444 amino acids)
Cellular component (GO): trans-Golgi network; trans-Golgi network transport vesicle; endosome
Source: RefSeq, a predicted model, not a curated record